AUACUGUGAAUUGUGUCGCUUUUCCUAAACAGGUGCGAAGAUGAGAAAGAAAAUCAAAGAGACAAUAGCAUUAAUUCUCACAGGUGUUGUGUGUCUCUUCAUUUUUAUGAACAAAAACGACACUGAAGACGACACGAUGUCAAAUAGCAUAGACACAUAUAAGAUGCUCCGUCAACAAAUCCAUUUGCCCAGAUCCGACAUUUUCCAGUUGUCUUCACCUUGUCAGCAGAAUAUGUCGGCUUAUAAUGUGACUGGAUUUUCUACUCUGCCGGGUCAUAUCCAAGAUUUUUUGCUUUACAGACACUGUAGGAAUUUUCCCAUGCUGCUCGACCUGCCUAAUAAGUGUGGUGGACCCCUGAACUCAGAUGUCUUCCUUCUGCUGGUCAUCAAGAGUUCUCCAGAAAACUACGAGCGGAGAGAAGUCCUGCGGAAAACAUGGGCUGAGGAACGACUGCACAAAGGUGUGUGGAUCCGUAGAGUCUUCAUAAUCGGGACAACUAAAACUGGCUUUGAGAAGCGCAGGUUGAAUAAGCUAUUGAAGCUGGAGAACAAUGAGAACAAGGACAUUUUACAGUGGGACUUCAAAGAUUCAUUCUUUAACCUCACACUGAAGCAGGUCCUUUUCUUAGAGUGGAUGGACAGAUGGUGCCCACAGGCUAGAUUUCUCUUUAACGGGGACGAUGACGUCUUUGCCAAUACGUUUAACAUGAUUGAGUAUCUUCAAGGUCAAGAGGACAAUGAUGGAAGUAAACAUCUCUUUACCGGGCAGCUCAUGAGUGGAGGGCCUGUAAGAGACUCUUCAAGUAAAUACUUUGUCCCGGUGCAGGUUCAGGAGUCCAAGAGGUAUCCUCCUUACUGUAGUGGAGGAGGCUUUGUUCUCUCAGGAUUCACGGCCAGAACAAUCUACAAAAUGUCUCACUCUAUAAUUUUACUGCCCAUUGAUGAUGUUUACAUGGGCAUGUGUUUGGAAAAGGCUGGCCUUAAACCUACAUCCCACUUUGGUGUAAGAUGCACUGGUCUGCAUGUCCCUGCUGGGAACGUUGAUAAAUUUAACCCUUGCUUUUACAGAGAAAUCAUUUUAGUCCACAGAUUUCUCCCACACAUGAUUUUUGUGAUGUGGAAUGAAAUCCAAAACCCACAUUUGCAAUGUGGAAAGACAAAUUACUCUCUUCAGGGAAGCCCAUUAACAAAAGAGCGGGGUGUUUGAUUCAAUUAAAAAGGGAAACAUAAUAGCUUGCUGGAAUUGAUGUACAAGUUUGUUUUUAAUGAAUUAACUUUUUAUCUACAGCAUGUUUUACCAUGUCACUUAUCAAGAAAAUGAUUUGGUGUAUUUUAGCUAUUGCACUUUAACGGAAAUAAAAAUGGUGGUUGAUUGAUUCCUUUCUCAGCAGAAGACGUUGAAGUCUUUGUAGUCUUUCUGUCUGGACUAAAAAGAGUAUUUUACAUUGGAUUACUUUAUUCAGUUUCU
Molecule: messenger RNA, 1468 nt
Organism: Pimephales promelas (fathead minnow)
Lineage: Eukaryota; Metazoa; Chordata; Actinopteri; Cypriniformes; Leuciscidae
Source: RefSeq, a predicted model, not a curated record